Molecule: messenger RNA, 4157 nt
Organism: Pteropus alecto (black flying fox)
Lineage: Eukaryota; Metazoa; Chordata; Mammalia; Chiroptera; Pteropodidae
Gene: TMEM79
Product: transmembrane protein 79
Exons: 3
Coding region: 2256-3434 (392 amino acids)
Biological process (GO): regulated exocytosis
Cellular component (GO): lysosomal membrane; trans-Golgi network membrane
Source: RefSeq, a predicted model, not a curated record
GGGUGGAUCGGGGCAGAUGGGCUCAUGCCAGGAGCUAGGAGCGUGACUUUGCUUUGUCCUGCAGUGGUCAGUCCACCCCCUUCUGCCCCUUCACCCCCUCCUCCCGUUUGAACCGAGUCUUUCAAAUUACUGGUUAGAGUGAUUGCAUUUCUCCCUUUUCCCCAUCAUUUAAACAAACAAAAAUGCCUGUGAAAGUUUCCUUGUAAAGGGCCAAACAUGAGUGAGGCCUUCCAUCCAGUUCGUGACUCGGCCCUUCUGCUGCCCCUCCCCAAGAUUUCCGGUCGCGCCAACAUAUACUGGACACCUGCUGUCCUCCAGCCACACUGCUGGGUUCUGGACACACGGAGAUGAGCAAUCAGACACUGUCCUGCCCAUCAUUUGAUGCCUUAACUGCCUUCCUAUCCUCCAGCUUAGAGGGGUGAAAUAGAACUCGAUCAUAAAACACCACGAACAAGUCUGAGGAGGGUAUUUUAUCUCAGAAUUUUCAAUGCAAAGAUGAGCUCCAAUGUAGCUGUCACUUUUGUGAGCCAUCUGUUGCAAAAUGACCUCACAAACCCCAAACAACCUUAGUGUGAGGUACCGCAGAAACAAGAAGCCACACGCCCGCGUUUCUGCCUCAGGUACUCCCUUUGGGAAGAUGGCUUUGGAUUCCUUGACGUUAAACCCAAAAAGCAAGGUGUUAGGGGGCAGAGGCUGUGGACUCCUUGUAAUGGGAACUAGAUUCCCUUUACGCCACUACGGUUCUGGUCCCAGCCGACCUUCUUUCUGUCUGUUUUUUAAACAGCCCAGUCUUUCCCACUCCUUGGCCUUUGGCUUACGGUCCCUCCCCUUGCCUGGAGCACUCUGAUUUCCCUUCACAUCUCAGCUCCAAUGGCACCUUGGCAAGAGGUUUGUCCUACUGAAAUUGUUUUAUUGAUUUAGUUGCUAGGCUUCUUUAUGAUCUGUUCCCCUCAAGGGCAAAGACCUUGCCUGUUAUCUUGUCUCCCGGAUGAUCUGUGCUUAGAAUAGUGCCUUAGCUAACAAUAGGUGCUCAAUAAAUACCGAAUGAGUAAGUGUAGAAAUUCCACUCUUUUCUGGGUAGUCCAAACUACACCAAGCACUCUUUGAUGCACAAACCCCAUGGUCCCCCUCUGCCUUCCUGAGCUGGGAGCUCCUACACUUCCCGUUUGCUAGAACUCAGACUUAUUUCUAUGCCCAGCUGCACCCCCACUUUCGGAGGGAUGACAUCCUCCUCCCAUGCUUUUUCUGUCGGCAGAUUCAGCAGGGCGGGACCUGCCCCUUUAAUCUGGGCUCCACCUGCUCUGGUCAGACUGGUUUGGAGAUACAGGUCUCCCUUUGAGGGAGACCGGAGAAAUACUUGCACAGCCAGCAGGGAGCUGGGCAGCUCCUUCCCAGACGCUGUGAGGACCCUCUGCCUCUCCAGAUGGAAAGUAAGAGGGUGUCAAAGAUCCGAAUGUCAAGGAGUGGGGGGCCCUUGCGGAGGUAGAGGCAGGGGUCAGCCCCAUCAAGAAGCAGUGGGACAGAACAGACGGCAGGGGGAGGAGAGACCUGAGAGGAGGCAGGGGGGCAGCUGCCACGGGACCUCGAGGGCAGAGUGCACAGACCCAGGCCCUUGGAGCUGACCAGGGUGGGCUUGUGAGGAGUUUGGAAGCUGCCCCAGUACCCAGGCUCGAACGAUAAAACAGGGUGUAUUCAUGCCACCAGUUCCUGGGGACAGAUCUGUUGGCAAAUCACUAGUAUCGGUUGCCAGGAAGAGUCCGAGCGGGGUCUGCAGGGAGAAGGGGAGGUUCUAAGGUGAAGGAGGAGGCUUCUGUGUCCCCGAGGAGGUCCUCGGUCAGUGGCAACUCUGGGCAAAGCUCUAGGCACCUUUCCUUCCUCUGGGUCCUGCACUGAGGUGGCCAUGUCCCCGGGGUUUUUGGUGGAGGGGUAGAAGGCGUGGGCGGGGGCUGGCCCAGCCGAAGGCCUGUGACCCCGGACUCACCCUCUCCUGCUGGAUGGCCUUCGAUGUCGUAAGGGUGUCUCCAUGUCAGCUGCUCACUGCUCUCCCACCUCCCUGUUCCAGCACCUUCCGCCACACCAUGUCCUCCCAAAGGUUCCCGAGGGGACUAAAGCCCACGAGACUGGCUGCCCUGCAGAGUUCCAGUUUCGUCCACCCGUCCUCAGGGCCAGAGGACGGGGUCCUCUGACGAAACUUACCUCUGCUAACCUCCAGGGUGACAUGACCUCACGGUAGACCCCAGAACCGAGGCCCCAGGAUGACGGAACCCGAGACCCUGGCUCUGUUGGAGGUGAAGGGGUCUGAGGCCCCGGAGAAGAGCGCGCCCCAGGCCUUGGUCCCCAAUGGCGGGCAGCCGGAGGGGGAGAGCGGGGCUGAGUCCCCUGGCGCUGAGUCCCCCAGAGUGGAGUCAUCGGCCGGGUCUCCCGCAGCUGGAGAGGGGACUGAGGAUGGUCUAGACAGCACCGUGAGUGAGGCUGCCACCCUGCCUUGGGGAACCGGCCCCCAGCCCAGUGCUCCGUUUCCGGACCCGCCCGGCUGGCGGAACCUGGAGCCCGAGCUCCUGGAGGUGGAGCCGCCCAGCAAGCCGGAGGGCCUGCCAGAGGAUGACACUGACCCGCUGCCCGAAAAGGUGGCCCGAGCCUGCGUGCCCAUCGACCUGCAGUGCAUUGAGCGGCGGCCCCAGGAGGCCGUCGCCCUGUGCUGUGAGGCGGGCGAGGCUGAGCGCCGCCGGGCCCUCCUGCACCCCCGAGCCGAGCCCCCCGAGCUGCCGGAGCGCAAGUGGGCCGAGGCUGCCACGAGGCCGCCCAGCCGCACCUGCAGGGGCUGCGGAAGCUGCGGAGGCCAGGAGGGGCUGAAGGCUGUGGCCUCGGUGGUGGCCGCCCUCGUCCUCUUCCCCUGCCUGCUGUACGGGGCCUACACCUUCCUGCCCUUCGACGCCCCCCGGCUGCCCACCAUGAGUUCCCGCCUCAUCUACACGCUGCGCUGCGGGGUCUUCGCCACCUUCCCCAUCGUGCUGGGCCUCCUAGUGUACGGGCUGAGCCUGCUGUGCUUCUCCGCCCUGCGGCCCUUUGCCGAGCCGCGGCGGGAGGUGGAGAUCCACCGGCAGUAUGUGGCUCAGUCGGUCCAGCUCUUCAUCCUGUACUUCUUCAACCUGGCUGUGCUGUCCACCUACCUGCCCCAAGACACCCUCAAGCUGCUCCCGCUGCUCACCGGCCUCUUCGCGGUCUCCCGGCUGCUAUACUGGGUGACCUUCGCCGUGGGCCGCUCGUUCCGAGGCUUCGGCUACGGCCUGACGUUCCUGCCGCUGCUGUGCAUGCUGGUGUGGAACCUCUACUACAUGUUCGUGGUGGAGCCCGAGCGCAUGCUCACCGCGGAGACCCGCCCCGACUACCCGGACCACGUCCCCUCCGACCACAGGCCCCGGCCCUGGGGCUGAGCGCGACCGCCCGGUCCCCGCCCGAUCCGCCUGGAGGUGCCGGCUCUCCCCGCGUCCGCGCUGCUCUCGCCUUGGACGCGGGCCGUUUUCUUGCAGGAGAGAGGUGGACAGCCAUGUCCUUUAAGGAUGCUGAGGGCGCGGGCUCGGGACCAGGAGGAGGAGCCUCGCAGCGCGGCCACCCGUCCACACGGCUGCGCUGGGCCCCACUCUCCAGCCUCCUGCGAGGCGGUGGGCAGAGCCACAGCCCAAACUGACCCUUUCCGUGCGGGUUGUCUGGGCAGGGGCCGCACACUGCUCGUCCCUGAAGAUGAUCUGGGUGGCAGAUCCCAUAGGACGCUCAUGUUGGGUGGAACCUUCCCGCUGGCCUGGUUCGGGCCCUGCACUGUUGGCCCUCACAGGCCCUUUGGCCUCGGACAGGACAAUCACAGCUGGCCCACAGCUGCGGCCGCCGCCCUCCCACCGAUUAGGUCCCUGUAACUCCCCACCUCCAGCCUGUGAGGGGACGGGAGGGGAAGGAAGGGGGUGUGUGUCCGUGUCCACGCGUGUGGCGGCUGGGAGGCACCGUGGCUGCUGUUAACCCCAUGUGAAUGUGGGUGUGACGAUAAAUGACUCCCGCUGUCUCACUUGGCUUGUACUUCGCGCUUGCACCCCCGUCUCGCGUGCCCCUUCCUUGUUCACACCGCACCAGAAACCUCCCCGCUACACGUGACGGAGCCGCUGGCA